This is a messenger RNA of Tinamus guttatus (white-throated tinamou), 436 nucleotides long. NCBI's taxonomy places the organism in Eukaryota, Metazoa, Chordata, Aves, Tinamiformes, Tinamidae. The record is from RefSeq and is a predicted model, not a curated record.
AUGGUGAUAGAUCUUUUCCUGUAUUUGUUGAUACUGGUUGCAGUCAGAAUACCAGACUCUCUCUUUUUGUACAGAAUCUACAUGAAGCAUGGGACCCCAGUUAAAAUGAUGGAGAGUUACAUUGCAGUCCUUACAAAGGGGGUCUGCCAAAGUGAAGAAAAUGGAUCUUUUCUCAGCAAAGAUUUUGAUGCUCGGAAGGCUUAUCUUGCUGGUUCCAUCAAAGAUAUAGUAUCUCAGUUUGGAAUGGAAACAGUUAUCCUUUAUACCGCACUGAUGUUAAAGAAAAGAAUUGUAGUAUAUCAUCCUAGAGUAGAAGCAAUCCAGGAGUUUACCAGGACUCUACCUGCUUUAGUCUGGCAUCGACAAGACUGGUCAAUUCUUCAUUCGUAUGUACAUCUAAAUGAAGACGAAAUAGAAGCCUUAAAAGCCUGCACAG